This is a messenger RNA of Triticum dicoccoides, 1128 nucleotides long. Its product is annotated as ATP synthase subunit a, chloroplastic-like. The coding region runs from base 1 to 861 and encodes 286 amino acids. The record is from RefSeq and is a predicted model, not a curated record. Gene Ontology annotation, biological process: proton motive force-driven ATP synthesis. The transcript has a single exon. Gene Ontology annotation, molecular function: proton transmembrane transporter activity. NCBI's taxonomy places the organism in Eukaryota, Viridiplantae, Streptophyta, Magnoliopsida, Poales, Poaceae.
AUGUGCUUUCUUGGUAUCCUAAAUAUAAGAUUAAUACUUCAAGUUGCUGAUUUGAGAAAGAGAUGGUUGAAUCAAAAGAAUUCCUUUUUUGAAGUUCAAUUUUUAUCAGAGGACAAUAUGAAUAUUAUACCUUGUUCCAUUAAAACACUCAAGGGGUUAUACGAUAUAUCGGGUGUAGAAGUAGGCCAACACUUCUAUUGGCAAAUAGGAGGUUUCCAAAUUCAUGCCCAAGUACUCAUCACUUCUUGGGUCGUAAUUACUAUCUUGCUAGGUUCAGUUGUCAUAGCUGUUCGGAAUCCACAAACCAUCCCGACCGACGGUCAGAAUUUUUUUGAAUAUGUCCUUGAGUUUAUUCGAGACUUGAGCAAAACUCAGAUUGGAGAAGAAUAUGGUCCCUGGGUUCCCUUUAUUGGAACUAUGUUCCUUUUUAUUUUUGUUUCGAAUUGGUCGGGUGCUCUUUUACCUUGGAAAAUUAUAGAGUUACCCCAUGGGGAAUUAGCAGCGCCCACGAAUGAUAUAAAUGCUACUGUUGCUUUAGCUUUACUCACGUCAGCGGCAUAUUUUUAUGCUGGUCUUAGCAAAAAAGGAUUGAGCUAUUUCGAGAAAUAUAUUAAACCAACUCCAAUCCUUUUACCAAUUAACAUCCUAGAAGAUUUCACAAAACCAUUAUCACUUAGCUUUCGACUUUUCGGGAAUAUAUUGGCGGAUGAAUUAGUCGUUGUUGUUCUUGUUUCUUUAGUCCCCUUUGUAAUCCCUAUACCGGUCAUGUUUCUUGGAUUAUUUACAAGCGGUAUUCAAGCUCUUAUUUUUGCAACAUUAGCCGCAGCCUAUAUAGGUGAAUCCAUGGAGGGUCAUCAUUGAAUUGACUAUUUUUGGAAAUAGUAUUUUUUUGCAGCUUAGCUCAAUUCAUGCAUGGUUCCGGAUAAUCUGCUUGGUUGCAAAAAAAUAGUUAGAAAUGCGUAUGAAUAUAUAGCCUAGAGUUGUAGGAGAGAGAAUAGAAUAGACUAUAUUAUGGAAUUUUCAAAGUAUAUAUGCAUUAAGGAGGGUGGAGUCAGGCUAGAUCUAUACUAUAAUAUCCUUAAUGUCUAUAAGUGGAGUCCUCUUUUAUGCGGGUUUCCACUUUAAGCA